Molecule: messenger RNA, 501 nt
Organism: Ilex paraguariensis (yerba mate)
Lineage: Eukaryota; Viridiplantae; Streptophyta; Magnoliopsida; Aquifoliales; Aquifoliaceae
Source: the annotation of a GenBank genome assembly
AUGGAGGAGUUUUUAAGUGGUAGAGCACAAGAGCUUGUGCGUGGAGGGUUGAUGGUGCUUAUAGUGCAGGGUUUGCCCGAUGGGGUCCUUCUUUCUGAGACUACUGUGGGUAUGGGGUUCUGUGUACUUGCUUCGUGCCUCGACGACAUGGCUAAGACGGGUGUUGUAAGUGCAGAAAAGGUGGACUCCUUCAACUUGCCUUUCUACCAUCCCUCUUCAAAGGAGUUAAGGGCAUUGAUAGAGACAAAUGGAUAUUUCCAUGUUGAAAGAAUAGAGAAAUUGAGUACCCCCUGGAGACACGAAACACCCGAUCUUCAACUUGUUGGCAUGCAUUUGAGAGCUGUCAUCGGGGGACUAAUUGAGGAACACUUCGGAGAUGAGAUCCUUGACGACUUGUUCCAACGCCACAUUAAGAAACUUGGGGAGAGUGCAUUCAUAUACGAUGAGAAGUACCGUAAAGAGGCUAAUUAUUUUGUGUUUCUCAAGAGAAAAGUCGCUUGA